AUGCGAUUAUCGGCAACUAUCUUCCUUAUGGCUUUUGCUACUUCUGCCUUUGCUGCGCCUGUCGCACAAGGUCCAGGAACCAACAUCAACACGAACACUGUACCUCCGAUUGUAAGCGGCGGUACAGCUAUCAGUCAAGGUCAGAUCCCUUCUUCAGUGAGUAUCAAUGGACCAAACGCCUCUCAAAGUCCUGGUGGUCUCGGGAGCAUGGGCGACGCCGCUGGCUCAGUUAGUCCUGGUAGCUUUGCCGGUGCUACCGCCCUGGAAACAGUAGGUGGUGCCAAGCCCUGA
Kwoniella mangroviensis CBS 8507 is the source of this 291-nucleotide messenger RNA. RefSeq lists its product as uncharacterized. Bases 1 to 291 code for a protein of 96 amino acids. The record is from RefSeq and is a predicted model, not a curated record. The transcript has 2 exons. NCBI's taxonomy places the organism in Eukaryota, Fungi, Basidiomycota, Tremellomycetes, Tremellales, Cryptococcaceae.